Molecule: messenger RNA, 1779 nt
Organism: Aspergillus nomiae NRRL 13137
Lineage: Eukaryota; Fungi; Ascomycota; Eurotiomycetes; Eurotiales; Aspergillaceae
Product: CocE/NonD family hydrolase
Exons: 6
Coding region: 1-1779 (592 amino acids)
Molecular function (GO): dipeptidyl-peptidase activity
Source: RefSeq, a predicted model, not a curated record
AUGUCUCGCACAAUCGGUGGAAUUGAGGUGAUUUUCACCCCCACGAACCAGGGAUAUCACCACUAUUGGACCGAGUUCAGCCCCUCCAAGAUUACACUCCCUAAGGGGUGGCAACGUGAGCCUGGCCGUCGGUCUCUGAGAGAGGCGAUCAUCUGGGAGAAAGACGUGGCCAUCACCAUGCGCGACGGGAUAGUCCUCCGCGGCGACGUCUUCCGACCCGCAGACAAGGAUGGAGUCCCACUCCCGGCUCUCCUUCCCUGGAGCCCGUAUGGAAAGACGGGAAGUGGACACCACCAAACCACCAGCUUCACCUACCUCGGGGUACGCCAAGAGCACCUGAGUGGGUUGGAAAAGUUCGAAGCGCCUGACCCGGCCGAGUGGUGCCCUCGCGGGUACGUGGUGGUUAAUGUCGAUGCGCGAGGGGUCUUUGACUCUGAAGGCGACAUCUUCAUCCUUGGCACACAGGAGGGUCGUGAUGGCCACGAUACGAUUGAAUGGAUGGCAGAGCAGAGCUGGUGCGAUGGAAAUGUCGCUCUUGUGGGCAAUUCAUGGCUUGCCAUGGCCCAGUAUAUCGCUGCCGAGAAGCCGCCACACCUCAAGGCGAUUGCCCCCUGGGAGGGCAUUGGGGACUUUUAUCGUGAAAGCAUCUGCCGGGGCGGCAUUCCAAAUUAUGCCUUCUGGGACUUGUUGAUGCAGGAGUUCAAUGGGAAAACCUCUCGCGAAGAUGUUGCGAUGAUGAUCCAGAAAUACCCUCUAAUGAACGCCUACUGGGAGGAUAAGCGGCCUCGCCUACACGAUAUUGAGGUGCCCAUGUAUAUCCUGGCCAGCUACUCGACGGGUCUACACACAGAGGGAUCGAUCAGAGCGUGGAAGUAUGCCGGGUCCAACGAGAAAUGGCUGCGUAUUCACCCGACGCAGGAAUGGUUUGAUAUCUACCAGCCAUUUGCCAAUGACGACCUUCAACGGUUCCUCGACCACUUUUUGCUCGGCAAAGCGAACGGAUGGGAAAAUACACCUCGUGUCCGUCUUUCGCUGCUGCGGUACAAUCGGGCUCCGAUCAGUUUCCGCGCGGAAGACGUCUACCCCCCGUCUCGCGUUCAAUACCGCAAAUUCUACCUAGAGGCAGGAAACGGCAGGCUACUCGUCAGUCAGCCCGCGCAGGAGGCCAAAGUCACGUACCAGUCCGACUUGUGGGAUGACGACGGUGCCCAUUUUAGCUGGACCUUUGACGAACCCACUGAGCUGAUCGGGUCGUCCCAAGUAAUCCUCUACAUGUCCUGCCAGGACCUCGACGACAUGGACGUCUAUGUGAUUCUCCGCAAAUUAGACAAGGACGGCAACGCACUGCUGAAUUUUAACAUCCCCCUCGAGCACCAAGCAGCCGGCGUGACGGAAAAGGACAUUCCAGACGUCAACAUCUACAAAUACGUGGGGCCCAACGGGCGGCUGCGAGCGUCAAAACGAGCAACUGCAGAGGAGCCAGAUAUCGCCGAGAACCGCCGGGGCAACCGCGAGCCAACGGAGCUAUUCUUCCCGCACGACAAGGAAGAGAAAGUCAAGCCCGGAGACGUGGUUGAGCUGCGGAUCCCACUGUGUGCCGGGGGCAUUGCGUUUGAUGCGGGAGAGACGCUGAGGCUUGAGGUAAAAGGGCACGACCCAAUCCUGCCCGAGUAUCCGCCUCUCCACCGGAACCUCAAGAACCUGAACCACGGCCGGCACGCUGUCCAUACCGGUGGGGGAUUUGCUAGUUACCUGGUUCUCCCUUUGGCCAAGGCGUAG